UCCUUCCUUACCACCAUAUGUGGAGCCAUUUCAUGCAAAUCCACUAAAUUGAGCUGGAUGAUUGGAGACCAAGUUGUCGCUGCUUGGUGUUCAGAGCAUCUUAACGUACUAAAAUACCCAGCCGCCCACGGAAAUGUGCCUCGAGCAUCAGGUUGGAUGGAUGUGUCACUGUAUUUAGCCAUCCAUGCAAGGACCAGUGGAGUCCGGUGGAGCUGCCUUCACUCCUGAAGUCAUGGAUAAAGGUCUCAGGGACAGGUCUCAUGGAGCUACAUUGCCCAGAGUCUCGGAGGAUGGCAACGACCUAUGUGAAUCUUCAUCCUUCUGUGGUGAUUCUGAUGACUCCGUGUCGUCGUCGUCGUCGUCGAAUGCUGUCGAUGAUGCUACUUCUUCAGCAUCAUCCGGUGCCCUGCGGCUGGAUUCACAAGGGCCUCUGUUCGAACUGUCUUCUCUCAUGACUCAGCUCCCUAUUAAAAGAGGGCUGUCAAGGUACUUUCAAGGGAAGUCGCAGUCUUUCACAUCCCUGUCUGAUGUCAGAUGCAUAGAGGAUCUUGCCAAAAAGGAGACUCCUUGCGGAAAGAGGAUGAAGACAUGCAGGAGCUAUGCAGCAGGUCUGGAUGCAGCACAGAGGCCAUGCUUCACACCGGGGCCUCGUCGCAAGGCUCUAGCAAAGAAAGGUUCCAGGGGUCCAUGCGCCUCCUUGCUAGCAAGGAGCAGUAGCAGUAACCUUUUACGUAGCAGAAAACCUCCGACAUGAGAACCACCGACAAGGCACUCCUCUCUCACAUGUUCAAGAUGAGAACCCAUGUAUUUUACUGGAUUAGGUCUUUG
Molecule: messenger RNA, 828 nt
Organism: Musa acuminata subsp. malaccensis (wild Malaysian banana)
Lineage: Eukaryota; Viridiplantae; Streptophyta; Magnoliopsida; Zingiberales; Musaceae
Product: protein OXIDATIVE STRESS 3
Source: RefSeq, a predicted model, not a curated record